Molecule: messenger RNA, 1363 nt
Organism: Arabidopsis lyrata subsp. lyrata
Lineage: Eukaryota; Viridiplantae; Streptophyta; Magnoliopsida; Brassicales; Brassicaceae
Product: probable caffeoyl-CoA O-methyltransferase At4g26220
Exons: 5
Coding region: 400-1119 (239 amino acids)
Molecular function (GO): O-methyltransferase activity; S-adenosylmethionine-dependent methyltransferase activity
Source: RefSeq, a predicted model, not a curated record
UGGGUUUAAAGUCGUCUAUAGACCGUUUGGUAAGAUGUUUCAUUCGUGAAACCUUAGACUCUAUAAAUCGUUUGGUAAGAUGUCAUUCGUGAAACCUCAGCACUUACCAACCUUACCAGAGAAGAGUAAAACGACAUUAUGCCAGCUCUUCCGUGUAGAUUCUUGUUUUAUCGCAAAAAAGGACGAAAAAUCCUAUAUUUUUGACAAUUGUCUGAAAAUACGAUUAGGUUCAGAGUAUUUCAACGUUGUCUUGUCUCUGUCAUUUGUCUAUCGCAAUUUCGCAUAAAAGCAAGCCUUGUAGGUGUAGAAGCAUCACACAAGAUUGUAGUGGAAGAUCGAAAACUGAGACUUCAGUCCUCAGAUACUUGAGUGUGUUUGAGAAAGAAGACUGUGAUAACAAUGGCUAAGGAUGAAGCCAAGGCAUCAGAUUUUUCCAAGGGAUUGCUGAAAAGUGAAGAGCUCUAUAAAUAUAUACUGGAGACCAGUGUGUACCCACGCGAGCCGGAGGUUCUCAAGGAGCUUAGGAACAUUACUCAUAACCACCCUCAAGCUGGGAUGGCUACUGCACCGGACGCUGGCCAGUUGAUGGGGAUGCUGCUUAAACUGGUAAAUGCAAGAAAGACUAUCGAGGUCGGGGUUUUCACUGGAUACUCUCUUCUCCUCACUGCUCUUACAUUACCAGAAGAUGGCAAGGUUAUUGCCAUUGAUGUGAAUAGAGACUCGUAUGAAAUAGGAUUGCCGGUUAUAAAGAAAGUUGGUGUUGAACACAAAAUUGAUUUCAGAGAGUCUGAAGCUCUUCCAGCCCUCGACGAGCUUUUAAACGAUCAGAAAGCGAAUGAGGGUGGGUUCGAUUUCGCAUUUGUGGAUGCAGACAAGGUGAACUAUUGGAACUACCAUGAGAGGCUUAUUAGACUGAUCAAGGUUGGUGGGAUAAUAGUGUAUGACAACACUCUCUGGGGAGGAUCAGUUGCUGAGCCAGACUCCUCCACGCCCGAGUGGAGAAUAGAAGUCAAGAAAGCAACCCUCGAGCUGAACAAGAAACUCUCGGCUGAUCAGCGUGUGCAGAUCUCGCAAGCUGCGCUUGGCGAUGGAAUCACUAUUUGCAGGAGAUUAUAUUGAGCUGUUCUGAGUGAUCUUUUGGGUCCUGUGAAUGUGAACCCUUUAUAUUGAGGUAUAGUGAUGCUAGAGUGUUUUGUUCUUUGAGAUCUUUUGGGUCCUCAGAAUGUCAUCUUUAUAUUGAGGUAUAGUGAUGCUAUAGUAGUGUUGUUCUUUGUGAUAUUUUGGGUCAUGUGAAUGUGAACCUUUUCUAUCAAGUUUGUGGAUUUCUUCCAAUUUCAAGAUUAUAAAAGUUACCAAGUAUUAA